Molecule: messenger RNA, 2094 nt
Organism: Dothidotthia symphoricarpi CBS 119687
Lineage: Eukaryota; Fungi; Ascomycota; Dothideomycetes; Pleosporales; Dothidotthiaceae
Product: MFS lactose permease-like protein
Exons: 4
Coding region: 398-2008 (536 amino acids)
Biological process (GO): carbohydrate transport; transmembrane transport
Cellular component (GO): membrane
Molecular function (GO): carbohydrate:proton symporter activity
Source: RefSeq, a predicted model, not a curated record
GCCGAAUGUACCCUUGUUCGACUCAUGUUGGUUGCAUUCUAAACACUUUUAUGCCGCUCUACAGCUCUAUCCGAGCCUCUGGAGUACUCUCCGCCAAGAAAUGCUGUCGCGGCCUGCACAAGCUCCCUUGGCAGACAAUGUGGCUGCAGUCAAUUCUUUCAAAGAAAGCCGGGCAUCGGGUCAUCUUGGGAAACGGCAAUAGACCUCGGUGCAGCACCAUGUAUCUUGAAGCUCCUCGUUGUGCGGAGAAGUCUGGGCUGUGAAAUGAGUAUAAAGUAACCCGCAAACCCGGAUCAUCAAUGCAGAUCAUCAACGGUCGCAGCGGUAGUCGUUCCCGGACUAGUACAUACUUUGAUUUCCUGUACUGACUGACUAUCUUUGAGGCUCAGAGUUCAAUAUGGCGGAGAAGAGCGACAUGGGUGCUGUGACGCACCAACUGAGCACGGUGGAAGACGAGAAGCAUGGGUCGACGAACAUCGUGGAGGCCAAUGUUGCCUCGGUGGCUCUGUCUGCCGCCCUCGAGGCCCAGAAGCCAAAACUGUUCUCGAAAAGCAUGAUCAAACUGUACGGGAUCAUGGCUAUUGGGUACCUUGUCUCGACAUUGAACGGAUUUGACUCAUCGCUCAUGGGAUCUAUUAAUGCCAUGAAGGCGUUCCAAGACACUUUUGGACUCACUGGCGAAGGCUCCUCCACGGGAAUCGUAUUCAUCAUCUACAACAUGGGUCAAAUCGCCGCAUUCCCAUUUUGUGGUUUCUUCGCCGAUGGAUAUGGUCGUCGUGUCUGCAUCUUCGUUGGAUGUGCCCUCGUUCUUGUUGGCACAGCUGUUCAAGGUACAGCGAACACCAUGGGACACUUCAUCGCAGGUCGAUUCGUUCUUGGCUUUGGCGCCUCGAUCGCUUCUGCCGCUGGUCCCGCCUAUACUGUUGAGUUGGCGCAUCCGGCAUACCGAGGAACCAUGGCUGGCAUGUACAAUAACUUCUGGUGGUUCGGGAACAUCAUCGCUGGAUGGACAACCUACGGCACCAAUCUGAACAUGGGAUCCACAUCAUGGGCCUGGCGAAUUCCUACCAUCGCGCAGUGCUUCUUGCCCACCAUCAUCAUGUGUGCUAUCAUGUUCUUUCCUGAAACGCCUCGCUGGUUAAUCUCAAAGGAUCGCCGUGAGGAAGCAAUCGCUAUCAUGGCCAAAUACCAUGGUGAUGGUGACGAAAAUUCCCCGAUCGUUCAGCUACAGAUCCGCGAGAUCUUCGAAGACUUUGCUGUUACUCGAAACGACAAUCCUUGGUGGGACUUCAAGGAGCUUUUCCACACAAGAGCCGCACGCUACCGAUUGUUCAUGGUGAUAUGCAUGGCUUUCUUUGGACAGUGGAGUGGCAACAACGUCGUCUCGUAUUUCAUGCCUUCCAUGUUCAAGCAGGCUGGUAUCACAGACCCCAACACGCAACUCCUUCUCAACGCAAUCAACCCCAUCUUCAGCAUGACUGCUGCUGUUUAUGGCGCCACACUUCUAGACAAGCUUGGCCGACGCAAGAUGCUGAUAGGUGGUCUUUGGGGUGCUCUUGGAUCGUACAUUCUGCUAACCGCGUUCACUGCCACUGCGAGUCCAUCGAACAACCUCGCUUAUGGUACCAUCAUCUCGAUCUAUCUAUUCGGCAUCUUCUUCGCCUGGGGUUGGACGCCACUGCAGACAUUGUACGCAGUUGAGUGCUUGGAGAACCGCACUCGCGCGAAGGGCUCCGGACUAAACUUCCUCUUCUUGAACGUCGCCAUGGUGGUGAAUACUUACGGUAUCUCCGUCGGGAUGGAGAAGAUUGGGUGGAAGCUGUAUCUGGUCUUUAUCGGAUGGAUUGUUGUGGAAAUUGUCGUCAUCUUCUUCUUCUUCGUUGAAACGGCUGGUAAGACACUGGAAGAACUUAAGGAGAUCUUCGAAGCACCAAGCCCACGUAAUGCGUCACUCAAACGCACUCGUGUUGCGAUGACCGACCGCGGUGAAGUUCUUAACGUCGACUAGCCUGCUCAGCAAACUUGGACUGUUUAGCAACGCUACCGUUUUGCACAAGAAUUUGAUAACAGUGUAACAAAUAAACACAGUUCAAU